AUGGGAAACCACAGCAUGUUCAGUGAGUUCAUCCUUCUUGGGCUGUCUGCUGACCCUCAGACCCAAAUUCUGCUCUUCAUGUUGUUUCUGAUGAUUUACCUCCUGACCCUGAUGGGGAACCUGGUGAUGUUGCUGGUCAUCAGGUCUGAUUCCCACCUCUACAUACCCAUGUACUUCUUUUUGGGACAACUGUCCUUCCUAGACCUCUGCCACUCAUCUGUCACAGUCCCUAAGAUGCUGGAGAAUCUACUUUCUGAAAGUAAAACCAUCUUUGUAGAGAGCUGCCUGGCUCAGGCCUUCUUUGUGUUUGCCACUGGGGGCACCGAGGCAUGUCUGCUGGCUGUGAUGGCCUAUGACCGCUAUGUUGCUAUCAGCUCCCCUCUGCUCUAUGGCCAGGUAAUGAGCAACCAGCUCUGCAUUGGGCUGGUGUGGGGCUCCUGGGGCCUGGCCUUUGUUGAUGCUCUCAUCAAUAUCCUCUUGACUGUAAAUUUAGACUAUUGUGAGCACCAAAGCAUUCCCCACUUCAGCUGUGAGCUGUCUUCUCUCUUCCCUCUGUCAUGCUCUGAUACCUCCACCAACUUUACAGUCCUGCUCUGCUCCUCUGUCUUGCAUUUCUUUGGAACCUUCAUCUUGAUCUUCUUCUCUUAUACUCGCAUUGUCUCCACCAUCCUGAGCAUCAGCUCCACCUCAGGCAGAAGCAAAGCUUUCUCUACCUGCACUUCCCAUCUCACUACUGUGAUCUUGUUCUAUGGCUCUGGUUUUCUCAGCUAUCUCUUGCCAACCUCAGGUUCUGCUGUGGAGAUGAUCUUCCCUUUACAGUACAGUGUGGUCACUCCCAUGUUAAAUCCCCUCAUCUACAGCCUGCAGAACAAGGAGGUGAAGGCAGCUAUGAGAAGAAUGUUUAGAAGAUAUGUUAACUCUUUCACAUAG
This is a messenger RNA of Equus quagga, 930 nucleotides long. Its product is annotated as olfactory receptor 8S1-like. NCBI's taxonomy places the organism in Eukaryota, Metazoa, Chordata, Mammalia, Perissodactyla, Equidae. The transcript has a single exon. The record is from RefSeq and is a predicted model, not a curated record. Gene Ontology annotation, cellular component: membrane. Gene Ontology annotation, molecular function: olfactory receptor activity; G protein-coupled receptor activity. Bases 1 to 930 code for a protein of 309 amino acids. Gene Ontology annotation, biological process: G protein-coupled receptor signaling pathway.